This is a messenger RNA of Humulus lupulus (European hop), 1777 nucleotides long. Its product is annotated as glutamate decarboxylase 5-like. NCBI's taxonomy places the organism in Eukaryota, Viridiplantae, Streptophyta, Magnoliopsida, Rosales, Cannabaceae. Bases 88 to 1590 code for a protein of 500 amino acids. Gene Ontology annotation, molecular function: glutamate decarboxylase activity; pyridoxal phosphate binding. The transcript has 5 exons. The record is from RefSeq and is a predicted model, not a curated record. Gene Ontology annotation, biological process: L-glutamate catabolic process. Gene Ontology annotation, cellular component: cytosol.
UGUCUAUAUAUGGAAGAUAGUGCGACUUUAUAUGUAUAGAAAUAUUCUUUACUAAUUCGGAAAGAGAGAAGGAAAAAGAGUGUAAACAUGGUGGUAACAACGGCGAGCAAGGGUAGGGGUGGUGGUGGCGAUGAUGAUGGUGAGAACGCUGAUGAUCACUACUUAAACUCGACGUUCGCCUCUCGAUACGUACGAGAGCCAGUGCCCAAAUGGAGGAUGCCGGCGAAGACGAUACCGAAGGAUGCUGCGUACCAGUUCAUAAACGACGAGCUCAUGUUGGACGGUACUCCAAGGCUCAACUUGGCCUCGUUUGUCACCACUUGGAUGGAGCCUGAGUGCGAUCAACUCAUCAUGGCUUCCAUUAACAAGAACUACGUUGACAUGGACGAGUACCCUGUCACCACCGAAAUCCAGAAUCGUUGUGUGAACAUGAUUGCCCAUCUGUUCAAUGCUCCUACGGGAGAUCUGGAAGCUGCUGUUGGUGUGGGAACCGUCGGAUCAUCAGAGGCCAUAAUGCUGGCUGGUCUAGCUUUCAAGAGAAAAUGGCAGCAAAGGAGGAAAGCAGAGGGAAAGCCCUUUGAUAAGCCUAAUAUAGUCACUGGUGCCAAUGUUCAGGUAUGCUGGGAGAAGUUUGCAAGGUACUUUGAGGUUGAGCUCAAAGAAGUUAAACUAAGAGAGGGAUACUAUGUGAUGGAUCCUGAGAAGGCAGUUGAGAUGGUGGAUGAGAACACCAUUUGUGUUGCAGCCAUUCUUGGUUCCACACUGACUGGUGAGUUUGAGGAUGUGAAGAAAGUCAAUGACCUCCUUACUCAGAAGAACAAGGAGACAGGUUGGAACACCCCAAUUCAUGUAGAUGCAGCCAGCGGUGGGUUCGUUGCGCCGUUCCUUUACCCGGAGAUUGAGUGGGAUUUCAGAUUGCCUCUGGUGAAAAGCAUCAACGUGAGUGGCCAUAAGUAUGGGCUUGUGUACGCUGGUAUUGGAUGGGUUGUGUGGAGGGAUAAAGAGGACUUACCUGAAGAACUUAUUUUCCAUAUCAAUUACCUUGGAUCUGAUCAACCUACUUUCACCCUUAACUUCUCCAAAGGCUCCAGUCAAAUAAUUGCUCAGUAUUAUCAGUUCAUCCGAUUGGGAUUUGAGGGUUACAAGAACAUAAUGCAAAACUGCAUGUCAACUGCAAAAAUACUACAAAACAGAUUAGAGAAAACAGGGCACUUUGACAUAGUCUCGAAAGACGUAGGGGUGCCCGUGGUGGCAUUCUCUCUUAAAGACAGUAGCAAAUACACAGUGUUCAGCAUAGCAGACAGCUUGAGAAGGUACGGGUGGAUCGUGCCAGCCUACACCAUGCCGGCCGACGCGCAACACAUCGCGGUUCUUCGGGUGGUGAUUAGGGAGGACUUCAGCCGUAGCUUGGUCGAGAGACUCAUCUCGGACAUAUUGAAAGUAUUGAAGGAUCUGGACGAUCAUCCCAGCACCAGUGCCACGCCGAUCAAUACUGACACUGUGACCAAGAAGACUGAGAGACAGAUUGAAGAAGAAGUGGCCGGGCAUUGGAAGCGUUUUGUCAGGGAAAGGAAAACUGGAGCUUGCUAAUUAAGCUUCCUUUCUCAUAGGAGAACACAUCUCUGUCCUUUCCUAUUGUGCUAAACCAUUUGCAGUUUGUACUACUGUGUUUGAUUAAUUUUUAAAAUGAAAACUAAGAACUGCUUGAUUAUUUGUGUGUUUGUAUUAUGGGACUUAUGAUUGGGUUUGCGUUAAUAAAUGAUUUAUUUGAUAUUUA